AUGGUAAUGAUGAUGAAGCCAUCACAUAAUACAACUUCCACAGCAGGAGACUCGAGUUUUCACAGAUGGAAUUCUCCAGUUCCGUACCUUUUUGGUGGGUUAGCAGUUAUGAUGGGAUUAAUAGCGUUAGCAUUGUUAAUUUUGGCUUGUUCUUACAAGAAACGUUCGUCGUCGACGGAAGAAUCAUCGUCAUCUUCCAACAACGUUAACGAUUCCGACGACGGUCGUCAAGAGAAGUCGUCGACGAAGUCAGUACAGACAUUGAGACCAGAAAUGGAACCAAAAUUUGUGGUGAUUAUGCCCGGAGAUUACAAUCCUACGUGGUUAGCCAAGCCCGCCAUGCCUACUCGUCAAGGUCCUGACCAAGUUUGA
Molecule: messenger RNA, 372 nt
Organism: Nicotiana attenuata
Lineage: Eukaryota; Viridiplantae; Streptophyta; Magnoliopsida; Solanales; Solanaceae
Product: protein GLUTAMINE DUMPER 2-like
Exons: 1
Coding region: 1-372 (123 amino acids)
Biological process (GO): regulation of amino acid export
Source: RefSeq, a predicted model, not a curated record